Ruditapes philippinarum (Manila clam) is the source of this 4192-nucleotide messenger RNA. RefSeq names its product putative per-hexamer repeat protein 5. The transcript is spliced from 16 exons. The coding region runs from base 879 to 4157 and encodes 1092 amino acids. Lineage: Eukaryota; Metazoa; Mollusca; Bivalvia; Venerida; Veneridae. The record is from RefSeq and is a predicted model, not a curated record.
AAUGGUCGCCUUGGGGCGGAUGGACCUGUCACACAGACCAAAGUGUCUGUUUAAAAUUACGCAAAAGAACUUGUAUAAGUGGAUUCAAAGGAAAUGAUUGCUUGAAUCUGCAAGGGAAAGAUUAUGAACAGACAUUUUGUGACAAAUCUUGCAACGAUUCUGAUACAAUUAGCGAACAUAAAGACGGAUGGUCGGAUUGGGGUUGUAAGAAACAAGGAGAUUUUUGCUUUAAAAGUCGGACAUGUAAUUCAACCGCGGCUUUCAAUUGCUCCAAAACAAGUGAGGUUAUUGUAACAAACUGUCCAUGUGCUGCAGAAUGGUCGCCUUGGGGCGGAUGGACCUGUCACACAGACCAAAGUGUCUGUUUAAAAUUACGCAAAAGAACUUGUAUAAGUGGAUUUAAAGGAAAUGAUUGCUUGAAUCUGCAAGGGAAAGACUAUGAACAGACUUUCUGUGACGAAUCUUGCAACGAUACUGAUACAAUUAGAGAACAUAAAGGCGGAUGGUCGGAUUGGAGUUGUAAGAAACAAGGAGAUUUUUGCUUUAAAAGUCGGACAUGUAAUUCAACCGCUGAUUUCAAUUGUUCAAAAACAAGUGAAGUCACUGUAACAAACUGCCCUUGUGCUGCAGAAUGGUCGCCUUGGAGCGGAUGGACCUGUCACACUGACCAAAAUGUCUGUUUAAAAUUACGCAAAAGAACUUGUGUAAGUGGAUUUAAAGGAAAUGAUUGCUUGAAUCUGCAAGGGAAAGGUUAUGAACAGACUUUUUGUGACGAAUCUUGCAACGUUACAAGUUCAACACUUGCAACUCAAGUUGCCGUUUUACCUACAACAUCAAUUUCUACAACAACAACAAAGGAACUAAAAGAAACUGCAGUCAUGGGGUCAGGAAAUCCAAGUUUACAUGCCACACCAACUACAGAAGUAUCCAUGAUGUCAAUAAGUUUAAGUCAAAAUCCCCAUACUGAAUCUACUGCGACUGCAUCCACUUCGAAGCCCUCACCUACAACAUCCGAGCUUAAGACAGCAACUCCAUCGGCUACAUCAUUUAAUAUGAAUUUAAGUCAAACAACUAUCUUAACAAACACGGCAACUAGUACACCAUUAAGUACAAGCAAACCCACGGGGGCGUUGACAAAUGCUUAUAUUUACUGGCUUGAAUGGACGGAGUGGGAAUGCAAAAAUGUCUCCUCCUCUAUAUGUUUGAUGUCUCGCACACGAAAUUGCUCCACGUAUAAAACCGAUGAUUGUGAGAAGAAACUUGGAGGGGAGCACUUUCAUGUGGAACCUUGUAGGAAAGAAAUAUGUCCAGUUAACUGGUCAGAAUGGAGUGAUUGGACAUGCAGAAUUGAGAAAGAUGGAGCAUGCACAAAAACCAGGUCUCGAAAAUGCUCAACUGGUGCUGAUACUCAGUGCGGCUUCGGCUCUCUUGAACGUAAAUCAUGUGAUAAUGUCACGUGUCCCGAACUGAAUGAACUUGGACAGCUUGGUUAUUGUAAGGGGCUCGAUUCAUCUAGUUGUCUUGACGCCGACACGUGCAAAAAUCCAAGCAUACGGCUAAUGUGUUUAGCAGAUUCCCAUGUAGCAAGAAAGAUUUGCCCAAAAGCAUGUGGCUGUUGCCAUGUUGAUCCUGAAUGGUCAAGUUGGAGUGACUGGAGGUGUGAGAGAACAAAGACAAUGUGUAGAAUGAAACAGGACAGAACAUGUUCGACUGGAAAUACAACAGAUUGUGAGGGCAUAUCAGUAAGACAGGCUGCUUGCGAUGAACAUCUCUGUCCAGAACCAACAUGGCAGUCCUGGAGUGGCUGGGAGUGUCAGUUAAGGCCAAAUAAUACAUGCAAAAUGAGUCGUUAUAGAAAAUGCUCUGAUGAAGACUUUUGUAAUGGAGAGAAUCAUGAAGAAGAUGUUUGCUCAAGCGAGAUGUGUCCAGAUUUCGUGGAUUUUCAAGUGAACUGUAGCUUGCAUAAUACUAAAUCUGACGAAUGCGUAGAUGGAGUCGGCUGUCACUUAUUUAAAAACACCCCGAAAAGCUUAUGUCUUGAUGACGCAGUGGCAUGUCCUGUAACGUGUGGCUGUUGUUUACCUUCCACAUCCCCUGGAGUUACAACGAAUAACUCAAUUGGUGUUACAACGAAUAACUCAAUUGGUGUGACUACACAGAAUCCAUCUGCAUCAAGCGGAAAUGGUUCGAAUGGAACAGGCUCUGAAGUUACAACAAAUAACCAAACUGGCGUUACUACACUAACCCCAACUGGACCCGGCGGAAAUGGUUCAAAUGGAACAGGCUCUGGAGCAACAACAAACAACACAAUUGGCAUAUCUACACAAAAUCCACCUGGAUCCGAUGGAAAUGGUUCGAAUGGAACAGGCUCCGGAGUUACAACAAGCAAGCCAAUCGGCGUUUCUACACAAAAUCAAUCUGUAUCCAGCGGAAAUAGUUCGAAUGGAACAGGCUCCGGAGUAACAACAAAUAACCAAACUGGCGUUAAUACACAGAACCCAUCUGGAUCAAUUGUAAAUGGUUCGAAUGGGACAGGCACCGAAGUAACAACAAACAACCCAAUUGGCAUUACUACACAAAAUCCUUCUGGAUCCGGCGGAAAUGGUUCGAAUGGAACAGGCUCCGUAGUAACAACAAACAACACAAUUGGCAUUACUACACAAAAUCCAUCUGGAUCCGGCGGAAAUGGUUCGAAUGGAACUUGCUCUGGAGUCACAACAAAUAGCCCAAAUGGUGCGACUACACAAAAUACAUCAGGAUCCGGCGGAAAUGGUUCAAAUGGAACUGGCUCCGGAGUUACAACAAACAUCACAAUUGGCAUUACUACACAAAAUCCAUCUGGAUCCGGCGGAAAUGGUUCGAAUGGAACUGGCUCUGGAGUUACAACAAAUAGCCCAAUUGGUGCGAGUACACAGAAUACAUCAGGAUCCGGCGGAAAUGGUUCAAAUGGAACAGGCUCCGGAGUAACAACAAACAAAACAAUUGGCAUUACUACACAAAAUCCAUCUGGAUCCGGCGGUAAUGGUUCGAAUGUACCUGGCUCUGGAGUGACAACAAAUAGCCCAAUUGGUGCGACUACACAGAAUACAUCAGGAUCCGGCGGAAAUGGUUCAAAUGGAACAGGCUCCGGAGUAACAACAAACAACACAAUUGGCAUUACUACACGAAAUCCAUCUGGAUCCGGCGAAAAUGGUUCGAAUGGAACUGGCUCUGGAGUGACAACAAAUAGCCAAAUUGGCAUAACUACACAAAAUCCAUCUGGAACCGGCGUUAAUGGUUCGAAUGGAACAAGCCCUGGAGAAACAACAAAUACACCUCCUGGUGUAACUACCCAGAAUCCAUCUGAAUCCGGCGGAAAUGGUUCAAAUGGAACAGGCUCCGGGGUUACAACAAACAACACAAUUGGUAUUACUACACAAAAUCCAUCUGGAUCCGGCGGAAAUGGUUCGAAUGGAACAGGCUCUGGAGUUACAACAAAUAACCCUCCUAGCGUGACUACACAGAUUCAAUCUGGAUCCGGCGGAAAUGUUUCGAAUGGGACAGGCUCCGGAGUUACAUCAAACAACCCAAUUGGCAUAACUACACAAAAUCCGUCUGGAUCAGGUGUAAAUGGUUCAAAUGGAACAGGUUCCGGAGUUACAACAAUCAACACAAAUGGCGUGACUUCACAAAAUCCAUCUGGAUCCGGCGGAAAUGGUUCAAAUGGAACAGGCUCCGGGGUUACAACAAACAAUACAAUCGGCAUAACUACACAAACUCCAUCUGGAUCCGGCGCAAAUGGUUCAAAUGGAUUAGGCUCCGGAGUUACAACAAACAAAACAAAUGGCAUGACUACACAAAAUCCAUCUGGACCCGGCGGAAAUGUAACAAACAAUGCCUCAGUGGCAUCAACUCCUCUACCCAUCAUAACGUCUCCGUCAACGAUCAAAACAACAACAACUACACAAAAACAGCCUCACACACCAACACCUGCAGCAGUUACGUGCAAUGUAUGCGCUGGUCCCGAGUUCCUAUGUGAAAAAUUGUUUGCGCCGCAGACAUGCAGUCCUCCAAAUAACUACUGCAUAAACAAGCUUACCAACCAUAUAGAUGGAACAAGGAUGGUUACAAGACAUUGCGGCAACUUUGACACCUGCUACCCCGUGAGUGGUUCUUAGGAAGCUCUGACAGCGACAAUGCCGUAACUUUGAGG